Messenger RNA from Frankliniella occidentalis (western flower thrips), 1111 nucleotides. RefSeq lists its product as uncharacterized. The transcript is spliced from 3 exons. Bases 211 to 873 code for a protein of 220 amino acids. The record is from RefSeq and is a predicted model, not a curated record. Lineage: Eukaryota; Metazoa; Arthropoda; Insecta; Thysanoptera; Thripidae.
CCGCACUCUGUGUCCCUCUGUCCCGUGUGCACGUAUGGAACGCACUCCGGGCCCAGUCCGCAGCGCACUGCACGCACCCCCCCCCCUUACCGCCCCCCGAUAGGCUAUUUAUAGGACGGCCCGGUCCUGCGGCGGCGAUCAGUCCUAGUUCAGGACUCGCGCGGCCUGGAGCGGCCUGGAGCUGCAAUCUGGUCGCCCCGAACUCGCAGAAUGACGCCCAUCAUCGCCGUGUUCAUGUCCAUGAUCUCCCUCCUGGCGCUGGUCGCAGACCGCGCCAACCUGCAGGAACAGACGCUGUCCGUGCAGGGCGAGGCCAUCCCGCUGCCCAGCGUGGACGACGGCGUGUCGAGGAACUUCCUGGACGUGGCCAAGCGCACCCUGCCCCUCAAGAUGACGCCCGCCAGGUCCAUCAACCUGCGCCGGGUGCCCCGGGCCGCGGCCGGUCCGGGCGCCGCCUCCGUGUACGUGCUGCGCUCCGGACCCGGGCCGGGACCCGGCGCCCCGCCCGGCGCACGCCGCCGCCGCGGCCUCGGUGACCACGACGCCGACGCCGUCCUCCUCCAGUCGCUGCUGCUGAGCGCGCUGCGGGAGCGCUACCUCCAGGGACAUCUGGCGGCGCCGUCGUCCGCCUCUUCCACCUCCGCGCCCGGAGCGCCCGGCAGAUGGUCGCCGAAGACGCCGCACGGCGCGCCCCAGCCGCCGCCCGCACCACAGCCGCGCGCCAACAGCCUGGGCGACCUGCGGGAGGACAUCAUGAUGCACGGCAGGGACCGCGACCAGCUGAGACGGCGCUGGAAGAUUGAGAGCGCCGGCAACAGAGUCGCCAGCGCUCAUCACGGGCUGGCACCACCGGCCAGGCCCGCGCGGCCCUAGCCGCGAGCAUCGCUCCCUCGCCUCGGCCGCCAACCCCCUGACGUGGGGAAGGACUAAGACUGCCACUGCCGCCCACCCUGCCGGGGCCUGGGCUGCGAGCUCCCGACGCCAAAGACUGAAAGCUAAUCUCACUGUCCUCCCGAUACGAUGGUGCGUACUUUUGUUUCAAGAUGAAUGUGUGUGUGUUUUGUUUUAAGGAUCUUUCGUAAGCAAUAAAGAUUAACAGUAUACUUCUUAA